AACAAGUGCCACCAUCAUGAUUUGGAACUCCAGGGAACCUCGGCUUCGGAGCUUUGCGGUGGAUGGUAGGUAUCUUGCAGGUUUAGGACCAGGACUGGUGAUUGGGUGGAUGUUGGCGAAAGACCGAUCAUCACAGUCAAUUUUGUACACAAAGUUGCUAAUCAUGUUGUCACACCGGUGUGAGCAAGGAGUAGUGAAAGAAAGCUAGGAUGCCCAAUCUCAGCUACAAUCUUUGGGCUUUUCAUAGAUGUGAUGAGCGUUUAGAUAGAGCAUUUGGAUAAAACAUAUUUUCUCCUGGGAUUGGACUUUGAUUCUUGAUCAGAAGUGUAACAUCGGGCGUCGGUUGUACUCAUCACCAUUCGGUCGGUGCAAAUUCAGUUUGGAGCUUUUGUGCCAAAGCAGUUCGUACUGUUAUGCUUAGGACGCAAACAGACUUGACGAGUCCACAUUUGACCUUCGAACCUCGUCGCUGAAGGUCGAGGCUCUCGGUCAAACCAACAAACCUUCUAUAAAAUAGGGCACUCGAGAAAAAUAUUAUAAUGAAAGGACGUUGUUUGUUGAGGCUGGAGCAUCAAGACUGCCAUCUUUGGACAUGUGGCCUACACGAGUCAGCACCAGUUCGGCGAUCAGAUUCCGAUGGAAAUACCAAACAAUGUGUACUCUACUCUUGUACCUCCAUUCGCGAAGUAUCUGCAGGAGCUAGAUCCCCCGAGCCUAGCAGGGUCCCACAUCCUGAUCAAUCGCCCCCCGGAUUUGAUGUUGCACCGGUCAAGAAGCUUCAAAUAGCGCACCGGUGUACGACGACGAUGUAAUGUAUCAACAGAUUACACGUAAGAAACAUGUAAAGGGAACUUUUGGCACAUCAAGGAGGUUCAAUCCGAUGAUGUGGACUCGGGUAUACAUUAUUAUGCAAUGUUGAUGGGUAUGAUUGAUCACCAAACAUGUCCAUUUUAGUGGUCAUUGGACAGUGUUGUGACUGAGAGAGACAUGUCCUUGUGACGAGGAUCCCAGUUCUGACAAAUCAGACGGGACACCGCACCCAUACCUCUAGAACUGGUGUCAGUAGAGUCACGGGUAGAACUGCAGUAGGUCGACUCAUGCAUCCAAUCGUACGACACCAGACCCAAGAAAGAGAUAUUCGAUCCGCUGCUGCAGCGGUCUUGAGUUCUCGCAGAAGUCUUUUCCUGAUGACCGUGACUCAAAGCGAUCGGCAACACCUCAAGGGUCAUCUUGAGUUGCUCUGGUAUCAGCAUCUCUGCGAUGCAGGCCUCCAGACUGAUUUAGCAAGAAACGAUCUUGAAAUUAUUAUGAGUGCAGACAAUUGAAUAGAGUAUACUAUUCAAUUCAGUUCAAUUCAAUCCUGAGCGAGAUUCUCGAUGAGCUGAGCUGUGGCUACGUUUUUUUGCAUAUUUUGCCGUGAAAAGUUUUGUGAGCAUGUUAGGUGGGUCUUGAGUGAUGUCACCUGCAAGCAAACUGAUGCCUGUUCGCCCGAGGAAGUUUCCUUACCUGGAAAGUACUUAAUGGUCGAACUUGCCAGAGCCGGCAUGCUUGCUGGUCUCAUUUCAACCAAUACUGGUACAACAAUUUGUGUAGUUAAGUGACUUGUGCAGGUGGACUCUAUUCACUUGUUGAAGAGAAAGUCCUCUGCCGGUAAACCGAGAGCUAUGGCUGCAAAGCGAACUUCUAGUAUGCUCUUCAGAGCGGUCCAGCAAAGCAGGGCUACUGAUUCGCAGUUUCUGCGUGGUGUCUCCGGUGUUGUCUCCCAGCAGCAAACUACAACUGUGAACAGAAGUCAACUACCCAGAUUUUACUCGUCAAAACCUGAAGCUGGUAAGAGCUUGAAGAUUGUGGGAGUUCUGUACAAAGCAAAGCAGUAUGCUGAAAAUCCCAAGUUCCUCGGAUGUGCUGAAAAUGCUUUGGGAUUACGGGAGUGGUUGGAGGGUCUCGGCCAUCAAUACAUCGUCACUGAUGACAAAGAGGGACCUAACUGUGAGUUGGAAAAGCACAUACCGGAUAUGGAUAUUCUGAUCACUACACCAUUUCAUCCGGCGUAUAUGACACCUGAACGAAUCAAGAAGGCCAAGAACUUGAAAUUGGCGUUGACAGCAGGCGUGGGAUCCGAUCACAUAAAUCUACCCGCUGCAAGUGAUGCCGGCAUCACAGUGGCGGAGAUUUCAGGAAGCAAUACAUCGUCAGUGGCAGAGGAUGAGCUUCUCAGAAUUCUACUUCUCUUGCGCAACUAUUUACCGGGCUGGAAGCAGAUCACAGCGGGAGGAUGGGAUGUUGCAGCAGUAGCUUCAAAGUCCUAUGACUUGCGAGACAAAGUUGUUGCCACCAUUGGAGCUGGUCGCAUUGGAUAUGAGCUUCUAAAGCGGUUGAAGCCUUUUGAUUGUAAGCAGCUACUUUACUGGGACCGGCAGUCGAUAGGCAAGGCAAAGGAGGAGGAGACAGGGGCCACUAGAGAACCUGACCUGGAAACUCUGCUUGCAAAAUGCGACGUUGUGAGCCUGAACAUUCCUCUCACUGAGAAGACAAAGAACAUGUUCAAUAAGGAGCUGAUCAGUAAAUUCAAGAGAGGAGCUUACUUGGUCAACAACGCUCGUGGGGCCCUUGUUGACGCAGAAGCCGUCAAAGAAGCAUGUGAAAGUGGUCAGCUUGGAGGUUACAGUGGGGACGUUUGGAAUCAGCAGCCAGCUCCAGCAGAUCACCCAUGGCGUCAUAUGCCCAACCAUGCCAUGACUCCUCAUUUAUCAGGCACAACACUGGAUGGACAGGCAAGAUACUCAGCCGGUGUGAAGAUAAUGCUCGAGCAAUUUUUCAAUGGGGACAAGUUCGACGAGCAGAACAUCAUUGUAAAGGGUGGUAAGACUGCUGCCCAGUACCAGUGAUCAUGAUGGUAGAUCACAUCUCCAUCCAGAGGUUGAUACGAAAACCAGGAAGAAAUAGCUACAAACGAUGCUCCUUUGGAGGAACUACAUCUUGAAUAACAAUUUGUAUAUAUACAAUCUAAUGCUUUUCUAAUCAAUAAAUAUCAUGUCAAGUUUCAAGUUGGU
Molecule: messenger RNA, 3053 nt
Organism: Marchantia polymorpha subsp. ruderalis
Lineage: Eukaryota; Viridiplantae; Streptophyta; Marchantiopsida; Marchantiales; Marchantiaceae
Source: the annotation of a GenBank genome assembly